This is a messenger RNA of Astyanax mexicanus (Mexican tetra), 2268 nucleotides long. RefSeq names its product zinc finger protein 232. The transcript has 4 exons. Gene Ontology annotation, biological process: regulation of transcription by RNA polymerase II. The coding region runs from base 467 to 2008 and encodes 513 amino acids. The record is from RefSeq and is a predicted model, not a curated record. NCBI's taxonomy places the organism in Eukaryota, Metazoa, Chordata, Actinopteri, Characiformes, Acestrorhamphidae. Gene Ontology annotation, molecular function: DNA-binding transcription factor activity, RNA polymerase II-specific; RNA polymerase II cis-regulatory region sequence-specific DNA binding.
GGCCACUGUACGAUGCCUGACGUCACGGGGACAACAAGCUUUUCCUCUUUAUAGCGCUGCAUCCAAGUGUCUCUGCUCGUUUUUCUGCUUAAAUUCAGUGAUUUUUCGCGUUUCGUCGGUGUUGUGUCAGUCUGCGAUAUCGAGUAGUAUCGGGGCGGUGCUGAAUAGACGCUGUUUUGUGAGGAAAUGUAGAGAUUUUAGGGUUAUUUGCUAACUGGUUAGCAGGCUAGCUACCCCAGGGAGCUGAGCCGAGCUAGGUUAGCUAACAGCAGCAGCAGCAGCGGUACUGCUGAGCCCAUAGGGCUGUGUGAGCAGUGUGAUUAUAACAUAACCAGACUACAGCGGUUCUAAAUAACCCCCAGCCGUGUUAAACUCCCGCUCUGAGGAUGAACGCGCGCUUCACGAGCUCACGUGUGGACCAGGAGCAUCUCUGCCUCAGAGCUGCCUGAGCACAGACUGCAGCAGCAUGGCGGACACCCUCCUCCUCACCUUCCAGACCCAGCUCUCCGGGGUCAUGGAGACCAUCCUGAGGUCAGCUGUGUGUGAGAUCACCAGGCUGGUGGAGGGCAGUUUCGUAGAGGAGCUUGGUCGCGGGAAACGUGAAGCGGAUGUUCUGAGGAGAAGACUGCAAAUCCUGGAAAGUAAACUCAGUGAGAGAGAGAAGAUUAAAAGGGUUAAGUGUGUGGACUGUGGCAAAUCUGGAUUCUCCAAGAAGGAAGCAGAUGGGAGAAGUUCUAGGCAACAAACUGGUGUGGAGUUGGUUGGUGUUAAGAAGCAUGACAUCUCCACUGAUGGUGGCAGAUGCAGUGGGAAGGGAACUCUGACUUCAGGCCAAGAGGCAUCGUCAACAAUCCCAGACACUGAACUCAAGAUUGUUGAAGUCGAUGAAGCUAAAGUGGGAGGGACCAUGAAAGAGGAGGUUGCAGAAUCUCCAGACCUGCAGAUCUACCCAACAGCACACAGUCACACUGCAGAUCACAGAGAGCCACAGAGCCAUAAGGUUGGCGAGACCUCAGGCCUCCAUGCAUUGCACUCCGACCACAAGAUCCCUCAGCGGGACAAGCCAAGUCCCUCUGCCAACAAGUCGGGCAGUCCUGGUGUUCAGGAUUCUGUGAAAAAUAGAUCACUUUUAAAAAGGUCAGACUCUAAAACAGAGCAUGCUGUGCAAUCACCUCUCCCACAGCCCGGGCCUGCAGCUGUGCCAUCUUCUGAGUAUCCCUCUGUGAAACAGCUGGCAAAGAGUCCAGACUCUGUGCCAGUUAAACAGGAGGUUGUGGUGGUGCUUCCACCAGAAUGGGAGGAGGUUGAUAGAGUGAGGACAGGGACUGUUGCGGCCCCCAGCAGAGCAAAUCCAGCACGGGAUGAACUCCCUCGAGUAGAUCCUCCUCCACCGAGAUUUCCGGUGGAAGGAAAUGUGGUGUUUCCUGGGCUUGGUGGUGGUGGUGGUGCAGGCAAGGUCAGCAGCCCUGCCUCUCAGGUCUUGCAGCAACUUAGGACUUCAGGGAAAAAAAACACCAAACUGGUAGAACAUGGCAGCGUGUUGGCCUCCAACUCUGGCACUGUGAAUGUAGCCAGGGGACUGCCAGUCCACAAGAGCCCAGCUUCUCUCCCUAAACCCCCUCAGGCACUUCAGCACAUACAGAGAGCCUACACAGAGGAGAGGAGCAUCAGCACUUUGCAGUCUGGACGGAAUCUCAUGCAGGCACUCAGCGUUAGGACUGGUGGUCAUAUUGGGCACCAUGUGGUCAGGACUCCACACAACUGCAGCCAGUGCGGCAAAGGCUUCUCCCACUUGUGCCACCUGAGAGCUCACCAGCAGAUCCACACAGGAGAAAGACAGUUCUGCUGCAGUCUGUGCGGCCGCAGCUUCACCAAGCUCAGCAAUCUGAAGGCACAUCGCAGGGUCCAUACUGGGGAGAGACCCUACAUCUGCAUGGCCUGUGGCAAAAGGUUUACGCAGAAGUGCAACCUAAAAAGACACCAGAGAAUUCACUCUGCCAACCUGUGACAAGACUUUAGAUUUUAAUAACUGUAAUGAUGAGUUUUAAGGAGUUGUGAUCGGGCUCUGUGGAGUAGAGAGUACAGAGGUGUUCUGUGUUUAUGGUGUUUGUUAACUGUUGUAUUUGUGUACACUUGUUGUUUUGUAUAUGAGUGUAUGGCUAUUUAAGCAAUACUGUGCUUACGGACUUUGCAUAGGUCUAGUUUUUCAUAGUUGAAUGCCAUCAAAUGGCAUCAGAAUAGAUUAUGAAUAAAGAACAUUUUGUACUA